AUGUCGCUUCCGCAUCUUGUGACAACUACGUCCGUCUCUGGCGGUUCUCAGAUCGACAAACCAUCGCCAUCUUCCAGCACUCAGCCUGGUGGAGGUCAAGAUAAAAUCUCAGAGUGGGCAGUGCCCGAGGGUACUCCCAAGAAACCGGUAUCAAAGGCUCAAGUCUCUGACUCAAAGGCAUGUUUCCAUCCAUUGACUCGUAUAAUGCAAUUAGACCAAACUUCAUGCAUCAUGCUGCAGAUACUCGCCAUUAGCACGACUGCCCGCAAUGCAGGGGAUUCAUCUACUGCUGAAGAUAACACUUCUGAAGUAGCGGGCAUUAUUCGAAAGGUCAUCCACGUUCAGCUCGAUACUGCCCCGCUUCGCCUACUCAACACUGUCACUGGGCUUUUAUGUGAUCGAGAAGCACAGAUAAGUACCUUCAAAACGAGCGCAGAGUAUAAAGAGCUUCUGCUAUCAACAAUGAAGCACCCUGACCUCCGAACGGGGCACAUCGCAGAAGCGGUGGCGAUGUACUUCGGUUGUGUCAUGCUAUCGCAUAGGUGGGAAGACACGGAGCCACUGCUGCAUGACGUCCAUGGCAGGGUCGUAUACAAGUUGAAGGCAUCUAGUGGUCUCGUAAAGUUGCAGUCAUUCUGCAGAAUUGUCCGUGAUGCAGGGUAUCACUGGGCGUGGGUUGAUACAUGUUGCAUCGACCAGAAGAACAAUGUCGAGCUCCAAAAAUCACUCACCUCCAUGUUUGCCUGGUAUCGCAAUUCAGCGCUCACAGUUGUCUACCUAUCGGAUGUUCCGCCUUCUUCAAAGUCCGGCGCUCUGGCGGAGAGCGCUUGGAACACCAGGGGAUGGACCGUCCCGGAAUUUCUGGCUCCUAAAGUCAUUCUCUUCUACCAACAAGAUUGGUCCCUGUAUCUUGACGACCACUCGCCAAACCACAAGGGAUCUGUCAAGAUAAUGAAUGAGUUGGAAGAUGCGACGGGCAUAGAUGCACGUGCCCUCGUCGCCUUCCAACCAGGGAUGAGAGAUGCCCGAGAGAAACUCCGAUGGGUAUCUACGCGUGUCACCACUGUGGCGGAAGACAUCGCAUAUUCGUUGUUUGACAUCUUCGGCAUCCAACUACCUAUCCUUUACGGCGAGAAUAAGCAGAAUGCGCUCGGAAGGCUCUUGCAGGAAAUCGUAGCUCAGUCGGGCGAUAUUACUGCCUUGGACUGGGUCGGAAAACCUUCCGAGUUCAACAGUUGUCUGCCAGCCGACAUCUCCUCGUACGAACCUCCGCCAUACGCGGAGUCGUCUCUAUCCGAAGAUACGAUUCAGUCAUCAGUCUCCUCACUUCGAGAUGCUGUCGCUCUAGAGUCGGCUUCGAGAUUGUAUCAGACGCUUGACUAUCUGAGCGCUCCUCGUUUUGCGCACCGCCGGUUGCAACUGCCUUGCAUUGUAUUCCCUGUCACAGAUGCCAUGCCGAUGCCUGGUCGAGAUCAAGAGACACGCACAUAUGAAGUCAAGGCAGACGGGCUUCAUGACCUGCAGAUCACCACGAAACACAAGUUCAUUCCAUUCUCGCAGGCAAGACCGCUGCGCACCGGACUGACAUUCCUACUCGUCCGCCCAUGGAGUCGCCAUAUCCUUGACCUGCCUGAUCCUGCAGACGAUACGCAGAGCAUGGAAGAUUGCUCCGUGCCCGAAUCUCUGUUGCACGAUUGGCCCCCUUCAGAAAUGAGCCGGAAGUUUAUUCGGACUCUGACUCACGAGCAUUGCGAUUAUUGGUUCGCCUUGCACAGCCUUUUGCUGCAUUUUUGCUAAUGCGGCAGCGCUCUGGAGAAUUCAAGAGAAUCGCGUCGGAUUAUGAUAUCAUUGCACAAGUCAAAGACAUAGCUUCUGUCCACGAUAUGAUGGACAUCAGAACCGUAGAAAUAUCGUAGACGUAUGUUUUCUGUUGUUGAAGACUAGAUAUCUCUGAGUGGUUGUCGUUGGUCGACUCGUCCCUUGACGAUACUUAUAUACACGUAGAUAUCCUUCAGAGCAGACAUUGGAUACCAAUUAUUCAUCAGGCACUAUUACUUAGUGGUACUUCUUUGUCCUAUACCAUCAUCUUCCGCUGCACGUCAUUGCGUGGGCACUCGGAUUUACACUCUAACGCAGAAACGCGCAACUCCUUGCGAAUUCUGAAUUUUUGAUUAGCU
Suillus paluster is the source of this 2177-nucleotide messenger RNA. RefSeq names its product heterokaryon incompatibility protein-domain-containing protein. The record is from RefSeq and is a predicted model, not a curated record. Lineage: Eukaryota; Fungi; Basidiomycota; Agaricomycetes; Boletales; Suillaceae. The transcript is spliced from 3 exons. The coding region runs from base 1 to 1797 and encodes 598 amino acids.